AUGGUUUCAGUAGUAGCAAGAAAGCUGACCUUGAUCAUAAGAAAGCUGCAGAAAUGCUUUCAUGGCUCGGCAAGAGUUGGCGUCGACGGAGGAAGUUGUCAUCAGAGCGUAGACGUAGACGUCCGGGAAGGGUGUUUCACUAUUCUGGCAGUCAAGAACGAGGAGCCAAUGAGGUUUGUGGUCGAACUCACCAUUCUACAGAAUCCCGCAUUCUUGAGGCUAUUGGAACUCGCCGAAGAAGAGUACGGGUUUCAGCACAAGGGCGCCCUUGCGAUCCCGUGUCAACCCGACGAGCUGAGAAGCAUCCUACAAGACAAGAUUCGAGGCACGGCUUCUGUAUGCUGA
This is a messenger RNA of Andrographis paniculata, 345 nucleotides long. Its product is annotated as auxin-responsive protein SAUR32. Gene Ontology annotation, biological process: response to auxin. The transcript has a single exon. The coding region runs from base 1 to 345 and encodes 114 amino acids. NCBI's taxonomy places the organism in Eukaryota, Viridiplantae, Streptophyta, Magnoliopsida, Lamiales, Acanthaceae. The record is from RefSeq and is a predicted model, not a curated record.